AUGACAGAAACCAAUCCAUGCCGUACAGAGAGACGUAGUAGUUGGCGUACCCGCGUUAACAUGCCUCCAAAACCAUUGUCUAUUAUGGGGAGUGUCAUGCCGAUUAACGUCCGAGGGCUGUCGUUAAACACUUCCAUAUAUGAUUAUAACCAGUGGGCUGAGGAAGGCUGUGAUGGCUGGAGUUACAAAGAUGUAUUACCAUACUUCAUAAAAACGGAAGAUUAUCAAAUGCCAAAUGAAUAUGACUCUGCGUAUCAUGGUAAAGGUGGAUAUAUGAAAUUGACAGACAGUACACUAACUCCUCUAGUUGAGGUUUACAGAAGAGGUGCCGAAGAGAUUGGAUACAAAACCGUGGAUGCUAACGGAGAAGAUCAGAUUGGGUUCUCAUACGCCCAAGCUUCUGUACACAAUGGCGAACGAUGCAGCACAGCUAGUUGCUAUUUAAGACCAAUAUUAAGCAGACCUAACCUUCACAUUAGCAUUCAUUCAUUUGUAACAAAGGUGAUUAUAAAAAACAAAAUUGCUACAGGCGUUGAGAUGCUAAAAAGCAAUAAAAAAUUGAAAAUAUCUGCGACAAGGGAGGUAAUAGUAUCAGCUGGUUCUAUCAACAGCCCACAAAUACUUAUGUUGUCUGGGUUAGGACCAAAACAACAUCUACAGAAUUUGAAGAUCCCAGUAAUUGCUGACUUACCGGUUGGAAAUAAUCUAGAAGAUCACCUCCAGUACUUUGUAAAACACAAAAUAAACCAGUCGUACAGUCUAUCAUCAGAAUCAAGAAAUAUGUUUACCUCACUUCAGUAUGCAUUGACGAGGACGGGUCCUUUGUCAGGAACAGGAUUAGAAGCCAAUAUAUUCGGCAGAAUGAUAAACAGGGAAGAAAGUUUACCAAAUUAUCCUGAUUACCAGAUCCUAUUCUUAAGUGUUGCACAUGAUAACUUUUUCUACGACUAUGGUUUACAACUGAAUCUGAAGGAAUCGGUGAAAGAUCUUAUAAAAACAAGAACGUCGACAACAGAGUUCACAUCAGUAUUAAUACAACAACGACCUAAGAGUACCGGAACUAUCCGUCUGGCCAGUAAAGAUCCGUUUGAUAAUCCUCUGAUUCAGCCAAAUUACUUAGAUCAUCCAUACGACGUCAAAAGUUUAAUAGCUGGUAUUAGGAAAAUACAAGAGCUGGCAGCAUCGAAUCCUCUCCAAGAAAUCGGAGCAACAUUAAAUAGACAGGACUUUGAUGGAAUAUGUGACAAGGCGAAAUUUGACUCUGAUGAAUAUUGGGAAUGUAUGUUACGUCAUUAUGCUGUCACGUGCUACCACCCCACUUCAACAUGUCGAAUGGGAGCGAAAGAUGACCCGACUGCUGUUGUGGAUACGAAACUAAGAGUAAGAGGAAUAAAAGGCUUAAGAGUGGCAGAUGCAUCUGUGAUGAGACACGUCAUAUCUGGGAAUACAAAUGCACCAACCAUUAUGAUUGGGGAGAGAGCAGCGGAUUUUAUUCGUGGAAAAGAUACAGUGCAAAAAUUUAAAGAGCAAAUAAAACAUUUAAAACUUUAA
Molecule: messenger RNA, 1551 nt
Organism: Mytilus trossulus (common blue mussel)
Lineage: Eukaryota; Metazoa; Mollusca; Bivalvia; Mytilida; Mytilidae
Product: glucose dehydrogenase [FAD, quinone]-like
Exons: 10
Coding region: 1-1551 (516 amino acids)
Molecular function (GO): oxidoreductase activity, acting on CH-OH group of donors; flavin adenine dinucleotide binding
Source: RefSeq, a predicted model, not a curated record